Molecule: messenger RNA, 2052 nt
Organism: Rotaria socialis
Lineage: Eukaryota; Metazoa; Rotifera; Eurotatoria; Philodinida; Philodinidae
Source: the annotation of a GenBank genome assembly
AUGGAUACAAAAGAAAAAUCUUCAACGAAUGCUGAUCAUACGAGCGUAGAGCAACAACACUCUUCUCAUGGCCGUAUAGUGCAGAAUUUCUUGCUAGUCUGGCUCGAUAGUAGCAUCGAUCCAGACGGAAAUGAAGAUUGCAAACAUAUUAUCUCAAAACUAAAAGAAAUUAUUUACAAAUUCGAUGCAUUUACGGAUGUUGAUACGUGUCUUAAUUAUAUCGGAAAAGUUAUACACGAAAAAAUAUUUUUUAUCACGUCGGGUGCAUUUGCACAAACCAUAGUUCCACGCGUACAUGGUAUGUCUCAAAUCAAUACAAUUUAUAUAUUUUGUGGGAACAAAACACGACAUGAAGAAUGGAUUAAACAGUGGCCUAAAGUAAAAGGCGUCUUUACACGCACUGCUCGACUCUGUGAAACCCUUCAACAAGCUGUACAACAAUGUGAUCAAGAUGCGACGCCAAUCAGCAUGUUUGAAACAAAUGAUGUUAAUAGGAAAUUAAAUCUCAAUGAACUUGACUCUUCGUUCAUGUACACCCAAAUAAUGAAAGAAAUUUUAUUAACUAUUCCUUUCGAACAACGUCACGCAAAUGAAUUUCUUAACUAUUGUCGAGAAAUUUUUGCGAAUAAUCCGGAAGAACUUAAGUUCGUCGAACAGCUGGAAGAAAAAUACCAAAAGGAGUUCCCGAUUUUUUGGUAUACCUGUAACUGUUUUUUGUAUGGGAUGCUCAACCGAUCAUUACGGACGAUGGAAAUCGACCUUAUCAUAAGAAUGGGAUUUUUUAUCCGCGAUCUUCAUGGCGCCAUUUUUAAGCUUCAUAGAAAACAAUAUGUUGAACAAGCAAAUAUGACAUCGUUUACUACCUUUCGUGGUCAAGGCCUUUCAAAGACUGACUUCGAUAAAAUGUUCAAGACACAGGGUGGACUUCUGUCAUUUAAUAACUUUUUAUCAACUAGUAAAAACCGUGAAAUAUCGCUUGAAUUUGCUCAGUCAGCUAUAGAAACACCCGAUGUGAUUGGAAUUUUAUUUUCCAUGAAAAUCGAUCCAUCUAUUCCGUCAACACCAUUUGCUAAUAUAUCUACUGUAAGUUACUACAAGAAAGAAGCCGAAAUUUUGUUCUCCAUGCAUUCAAUUUUUCGAAUUGGAGCGAUCGAUAAAAUUAACGGAAAUAGUCGUCUUUGGCAAGUCGACUUAACACUCACCAGUGAUAACGAUCCAGAUCUCCAAUCACUUACUGAACACAUACGAAAAGAGACCUAUCCUCAGCUCGAGGGAUGGGAUCGUUUGGGUAAAUUGCUGAUUAAACUGGGAAAAUUCGACAAAGCCGAAGAUGUAUACGAUAUCUUACUUCUUCAGACAAAGUCAGAUCGAGAAAAAUCACAUCUUUAUCAUAUGUUUGGGAUAGUGAAAGAUGGACAAGGUCAAUAUGCAAAUGUAAUUGCCUACUAUGAACGAGCUAUUGAAAUCAACGAGAAGAUUCUUUCGCCACAGGAUGUUGAUUUGGCUGCUUCUUAUGGUUGCAUCGGUUUGGCAUAUAAUAAGAUAGAUGAUUAUUCGAAUGCACUUUUAUUUCAUCAAAAAGCACUGAAAAUCUAUCAACAAUCUCCUCCUGCAAAUCGUUCUCACGUUGCUGUUUCUUUCAAUAACAUUGGUUCUGUGUAUAAUAGCAUGGGUGACUAUUCGAACGCAUUGUUAUAUUAUCAAAAGGCAGUGACGAUUAAAGAAGACAUCCUUCCUUCACAUCAUCCAAGUUUGGCUACUUCUUACAACAAUAUUGGGUUGGUGUACUCUGCAAUGGGCGACUAUUCUGCAGCACUCUCAUCACACCGAAAAGCGUUAGAAAUACAAGAAAAAAGUCUUCCACCAGAUCAUUCUGAUUUCGCUCCUACCUAUGGACAUAUGGGAAUGGUGUAUUCUAAGAUUGAAGAAUAUCCAAAAGCUGUUUCAUAUUGUGAAAGAGCUCUUGAAAUACUAACAAACUCACUAUCUGAGAAUCAUCCACGUAUUCAAUUAUAUAAAAACAAUCUCGAAUCCGUGAAAAAAAAAGUGUAA